GCUGUGGAAGAGUUACUUAAAGAGGCAAAACGUGGGAGAACCAGAGCUGAAACAAUGGGAGCCAUGGGUUGGUUGAAAUGUCCUCUUGCUGGUACAAAUAAAAGAUUUCUUAUUAAUACCAUCAAAAAUACAUUACCAUCUCAAAAAGAACAAGACCAAGAACGAGAGCAAAAGGAAGAUAGUAAGGAGCCUGAGCCAAACAAAAGCAGGAAAGAAGAAAAACCAAAGAAACGCAGAAUUCAUCCAUACACACCCAGCUUUCAGUCCAGAAGGAGAGUCAGCUACUCUCCUCCAAGGCACCGGAACAGGAACCAGCACACAAAGGAUAAGCAUGAAAAGCGAUCAAGCAAACGAUGAGGAGAGAAGAGUGGCAAAUAUGUGUUGUUACAAGCCAGGAGUGUCAUUAGGCGUUGGACUGCAGGGAAGUCUCAGUUUUUCAGGAAAGGAUGCUGUUCAAAAUUGAAUUUUGAACCAAGUUGCUUGUGUGAGAAGUAACCUUGAGGUAGCUUUAGAAAACCUUUCUUUGGGACCUUUAGGAGAAAAGCAAAGUGCAGUGUAAAUCUUUCCAUUGUUUUAGAACAGACAUUCCUUUCCCGUUGCUCCAUUCCUCUCUCCCUUUCUGACUAAGCUUAGGGUCUUGGUGAUGGAGUGUGAUACGCGUGUCACUGUCUGAUACAACUCCUUUAGUCAUGUCACUCUUUUGGAAAUAAAUAUAAAUUAAGCAGAAAUCUAUUUAUUGUGUAAAGUUGGUGGAACUUCUUUGCUGCUGACCAAUAAAGAAGUUUUGCGUGUCUAGGCUAGUUUAGUUUUACUGAAUGUAGAAGAAGUUAAAGCUGGUCAGUGCCUGGCCAAGCACAUCCAUUUUGUAUAGAAUAUGAG
Antrostomus carolinensis (chuck-will's-widow) is the source of this 879-nucleotide messenger RNA. RefSeq names its product protein POLR1D. The transcript has 2 exons. Bases 55 to 357 code for a protein of 100 amino acids. The record is from RefSeq and is a predicted model, not a curated record. Lineage: Eukaryota; Metazoa; Chordata; Aves; Caprimulgiformes; Caprimulgidae.